CAGUAAUCAUGUACGAUGCAACGAAGGUUUCGUCUCCCAAGGAUGGUACAAACGGCUUGGUCCAACCUGUGGUCCCUGGAGCUAAACCCGAAACAGCAGCGGAACCAGCAGCGUCGCCGUCCACUGCAGUGCUGCAAGCUAACAGCGAAGAGGGACAGCCACACACGGAGGAGGACGAGCAGCCUGAAGUAGAACCUGUCCUGGUGAAGAAGCCGCACCGAGAGAUUCUGGACCAUGAGAGGAAGAGGAGGGUGGAGCUUAAAUGUAUGGAGCUCCAAGAGAUGAUGGAGGAGCAAGGGUACACAGAGGAGGAGAUCCGACAGAAAGUGAGCACAUUCAGACAAAUGCUGAUGGACAAAGAGGGCGUAAUCACCAGAGAGGGAUCUCACGCACAGGCGAACCACCUCCACUAUCAGACGCACGAGUACGAACAGGACCCUGAAGUGGACGGCUACGAAGACGGAGACUAUGACUACCACAGUGACAGCAGAGUGAAAAGGAAAUCAAGCAGCUCUCAGUCCCCCUGUCCAAAGAAAAGGAAGAAGAAGAAGUCUGGCCGUCGAAGGAGUCGGUUUGGCAGCUCCUCGCCCACUCGCAGGGAGAAGAAGAAAAAGAGUGGGAAGAAGCACAAGCGAGGCAGAUCUGCCUCGGACUCCAGAAAAAAGAGAAGAUACAGGUAUGUAUCCCAUAAAGCACCUUGUCACCUAGUCAGCGCGUACAUCGACACAUAUUUUGACCAACUUCAUGAUCUUAUAUCUGAUUGUUGUUUCAGAUCAGGCAGCCCAAAGAACAAACACAAAGACAAGAACAAACAGAAAAAGAGAACCCCCGGUGAGACCCCCAGCAGGAGUUCACAGCGUCAAGGCAGCUGCUGCAGCUCCCGAAGUGCCUCCCUGUCCUCCACUCGGAGCACCUCCAGAUCUCCCAACAGACUAAAAUCCAAGCACAAGGCAGACGGACAGAGGGCGUCGGGCACGUCGCCGUCACCAGCUCAACACAAUCCUGCUGCGAGGCACAACGGGGAUCACAACCAACGGAGUCGCAACGGCAAGGCCAGCAGACUCACACACGGCGAGGGCGAGAAGGGGAGCGAUAAGCUGCAUCUGCUGAAUGCUAGCUCUGCAGGGGUCCAGUCCACGGUGCUGAGAGGCCACAAGCUCCACAGCGCCCCCAGCAGGAACCAAACAGGACUGAUGUGCUCAGCUGGAGAGGCUGGGAGCGUGGAUGGCAAGGUGACAGCUGUAGGGAGCUCCCUAGCUCAGAGGAGAGGAAGCCAAAGAGGUCAGAGGAGGAGCUCCCGCUCCCCGGCCCACAGCAGCGACUCGACCCACUCCCAGCAGAACCACGCUCAGAGAGGGAGGACCUCUCGUCACCAGAAAAAGUCAAAGGGUGGCCACGCAUCCAAACGCCACCGCCGCUCAAGCCGGGGUCAGGCGCAUCACAGGAGCACCUCGGGUACUCCAGGACGCCAUUCAUACACAUCAGGAAGAAAGAACAAAGAGUCCCGGAGCAAAGCCCACCUCCGCCAGCGCAGCAGCUCCUGUAGCAGCGGCCGCUCGUCCUCACGCUCGGCCUCCAGAGACAAAGGCCUCAGCAAGGUCAAAUCCCCCCACAGCAGACAGAACAUGUCCAGAGAGAGGGACAGCGCUAACCGCUCGGACACUGACAGCCGAGCACGCCGCCGCUCACGCAGCUACUCACCCAUACGAAAGAGAAGAAGAGACUCACCCAGCUUCAUGGAGGCUCGAAGGAUCACCAGCGCACGGAAGCGGCCGAUCCCAUACUACCGCCCCAGCCUUUCGUCCUCGAGCUACGACAGCAGCCCGUCACGGUCCGGCCACAGCCGCAGCUACAGCAGCUGCAGCAGCUACAGCCGCAGCAGAAGCAAGAGCCGGAGCCGAAGCAGGAACUGGAGCCGAAGCCGCAGUCAGAGCCGGAGCUGGAGCCGCAGCAAGAGCCGCUCCCGCAGCCACCACAGCUACUCCAGCCGCAGCAGCUACGGCAGCCCGGGAUUCUGAGCGUGCCGAACACCGGAGGAGCCGAAGAAAACAAAAACAGAUGAGAGAAGCUUGUGUCUUCAGCUGUGCUGCUGUCCAACAGUGUCCAAACUCCUCCACCCUGGAUCAUCAUGUUUCCAGCUCAGAGCCUGAAUCAAAGACAAGCGUUUUGUGGUUUGGCACACGACUGUGGAACGGGUCGUCUCUGAUCAUCUCACACAGACGAGGUAUUUUGGAAAACUGGUGUCAGAAAUCAACGGGCAGAGUCCAAAGAUCAAAUCUCACUGGAAGUCAGCACUUUCUGUUUCAUCCUCCAAAGGAAACCAAAAAUCUGAUGAUUGCAGCAAGUACUACAGGUGGGGGCGCAGCCCCACCUAAAACAAAUCAUCCGCCCCAGAAAGUAGUUCCUUCUUCUGAAUAAUGUUACCUUAUUACUUGGCUCGUUGUUUAUGUUCCGUUCUGUUUUUCACUUCUUUUAAAUGGAAUCUAAAAUGUUUUUUAAUCGGAUUUAUUUUAACUACGUUGCAGGACACAUGGGUAGAUUUAUCAUGUCACGCUGUUGGCUAUGAUCAGAACUGCAGGCAGCU
This is a messenger RNA of Nematolebias whitei (Rio pearlfish), 2584 nucleotides long. RefSeq names its product serine/arginine repetitive matrix 3 (gene srrm3). The transcript has 13 exons. Bases 9 to 2018 code for a protein of 669 amino acids. Gene Ontology annotation, molecular function: mRNA binding. The record is from RefSeq and is a predicted model, not a curated record. Lineage: Eukaryota; Metazoa; Chordata; Actinopteri; Cyprinodontiformes; Rivulidae.